Messenger RNA from Notolabrus celidotus (New Zealand spotty), 4446 nucleotides. Its product is annotated as filamin-A-interacting protein 1-like. NCBI's taxonomy places the organism in Eukaryota, Metazoa, Chordata, Actinopteri, Labriformes, Labridae. The record is from RefSeq and is a predicted model, not a curated record. The transcript is spliced from 6 exons. Bases 420 to 4007 code for a protein of 1195 amino acids.
UUUGUUAAAGCUCCAGGCAGUCAGUUCAGCUGCUAACACGGACUGAGAGCACAGGUUAAAUAUAGAGCAGACUCUCAUACACAGACUGAAGAGAAACACUCAACAUCUUGUGGAGAAAACUACUUUACUGAAGCUGAAACAAAGACUCUCUCUCUCUUCUUUCUCUCUCUCUUCAGCUCUGACUCUCUCGCCCCGUGAGCUGUCAGACCAAGCUUGGAGAGGACGACGCUCCACAUCUCUUUGUUGCUCUGCUUUAAACUUUGGCAGAGAAGAAGAAACUGAGGAGGAAAGAGAAGAAGAGGAGAUACAGAGACACUCUUUCAUACACGGUGAUGUUGUGAGUGCUGACAGGCAGCAGAGAAGUUCCUUUUUGGAUUGGACACCUGUGGCCCCACAGACAGAGCAGAGACCAGGUAAAAAUGCGAUCCAGGAACUGCACCAUGGAGGGUCCGGACGACGGACACAUCCAGCCCACUAAAGGAUUCAUCAAGGAGGAAGAGGAGAACACACCAGAGCUCACGAAGAGGAAGACGAACGCUCCGCAGGAGGAGAAGGACGGGAGGACGCCGGCGUCGGGGACCGCUAAGAAGACUAAGAAGACCGCUGGGAGCAGGAAGACAGCGGCUCUGGAUCUGUCAAAGAAAGAUCUGCUGCAGCUGCUGGGGAUCAUGGAGGGGGAAGUUCAGGCCAGAGAGGACAUCAUCGGUCUGAUGAAGACGGACAGAACCAAACCAGAGACCUUAGAGGCUCACUACGGGUCAGCCGGCCCCACCAGACCUCUGCAGGCCCUGCAGAGAGACGCUCUGCUGACCCGCAGCAACAACAGCACAGAGGACGUCUAUGAGGGACCCAUGGCCGAGUUGGACCGUCUGGAGGACAAACAGAAGGAGACGUACAGACGGAUGUUGGAGCAGCUGCUGCUGGCCGAGAAAUGUCACCGCCGCACCGUCAUGGAGCUGGACAACGAGAAACACAAACACACCGACUUCAUGAACAAGAGCGACGACUUCACCGACCUGCUGGAGCAGGAGAGAGAGAGACUCAAAAGGCUUCUGGAGCAGGAGAAGGCUUACCAGGCCCGUAAGGACAAGGACCACAGCAGGAGACUGGAGAAGGUCCGAGCAGAGUUGGUUAAGCUCAAGUCGUUUGCACUGAUGUUGGUGGACGAGCGGCAGCUGCACAUAGAACAAAUCGACCAACAGAGCCAGAAGGUCCAGGACCUGAAUCAGAAGCUGCAGGAGAAGGAGCAGCGUCUCGCAGCGGUUACAGACACCGCCAAGGAGGACGACCAGAAGAUCCUGAAGCUGGAGGCAGACCUGGAGCACAAAGCGGCAACAUUCGCACAAGAACACGAGGAGAUGACGGCGAAGCUGGCGAACGAGGAGUCCCAAAGCAGGCAGCUGAGGCUGAAGCUGGCCGGACUGGCUCAGAAGAUCGAGGAGCUGGAGGAGAGCAACAAGACGCUGCAGAAAUCUGAGGAGGAUCUGCAGGAGCUGAGAGAGAAGAUCAGCAAAGGGGAGUGUGGGAACUCAACCCUCAUGACUGAGCUGGAGAAUCUGCGCAAAAGAGUGCUGGAGAUGGAGGGCAAGGAUGAGGAGAUAACCAAAACAGAGACUCAGUGCAGGGAGCUGAAGAAGAAGCUGCAGGACGAGGAGAACCACUGCAAGGAGCUGAGGCUGGAGGUGGACAAGCUGCAGAAGAGGAUGGUGGAACUGGAGAAACUGGAGGGGGCUUUCAACCGGAGCAAAACAGAGUGUUCGCAGCUCCACACGAACUUGGAGAAGGAGAAACGUGUCGUGAAGGAUCUGGCCGGGGAGCUGGAGACGGUGAAAACACGUCUGAAAGAACUGGAGGGCUCAGAGAUGAAGUUUGAAAAGUCAGAGAUGGUCCUCAAAGACGACCUCAUGAAGCUGAAGUCCUUCACGGUUAUUCUGGUGGAUGAAAGAAAGAACAUGUCUGAGCGUCUGAAGCUGGAGGAGCAGAAGAGCGAGGAUCUAAGUAAGAUGUUCAAAGCAGAGCAGGGGAAGGUCACAGAGGUCACGGAGAAGCUGAUAGAGGAGAGCAAGAAGCUCCUCAAGUUCAAGUCAGAGAUGGAGGUCAGAGUGAGCUCGCUCUCUCAGGAGAAAGACGAGCUGCAGACUAAACUGGCAUGUGAAGAGGAAAAGUGCAGGGAGCUGAACACCAAGCUGAGCGGGAUGAAAGUCAGGAUGGACGGACUCGAGGAGACGGACAGAGAAAUGCAAAGAAAGUGGGCCAACAAGGAGAACAACAGGAACCAGGAGGAAGACAACAAAGUGAGAGAGCUCACGCUGGAGAUCGAGAGGCUGAAGAACCGGCUCAAACACCUCGAGGUGGUGGAGGGGGAUCUGAUGAAAACCGAGGACGAGUACGACCUCCUGGAGAAGAAGUUCAGAACCGAGCAGGACAAAGCAAACACCCUCUCCAAGCUGCUGGAGGAAAUGAAAAGUCAGAUCGCCAGGAACAAAGCGAUAGAGAAAGGAGAGGUGAUGAGUCCGGAGGCCGAGCUCAGGAUCCGCUGCAAGAUAGAAGAAGCCAGAACCAGAGAGCUGAAAGUGGACGUUCAGGCGCUGAAGGAGAAGAUCCACGAGCUCAUGAACAAGGAGGACCAGCUCUCCCAGCUGCAGGUGGAUUACUCCGUCCUCCAGCAGAGGUUCAUGGAGGAGGAGGAGAAGAAGGAAAGCAUGAGUCAGGAAGUCGCUAACCUCACGAAGGAGCUGGAGGCCUCCAAGCGCUACAGCCGCGCCAUGAGGCCCAGCAUGAACGGCAGCAGGAUGGUGAACGUCCCGGUUACCUCCACCGCGGUGCAGACGGACGUGAUGGCGGCCGAGAGCGCCGAGGAGGAGACGGCGGCAGGCUUCAUCCAAAAAUCAGUCCUCGAGGAAAACCACUUAAUGAGCAACCUCAGACAACGGGAGCUGAAGAAGCCGGCGGUUCUUGAAAGGUUCCCUCAAGCGACCGCCGAGCUCGGGGCGGGGAAAUCCUGGAUCCCCUGGAUGAGGAAGAAGGAGGCUCCAGAGAGGGUGAUGGGGGCGUCUCUGCUCCCUCAACCAGACAUGAACACGCCCCAGAAACCAGGUCAACCUCUGCGGAUCCGUGUGACCCCUGAUCACGAAAACAGCACUGCCACCCUGGAGAUCACCAGCCCCAGAGCAGAGGACUUCUUCUCCAGCACCACCAUCAUACCGACUCUGGGCCUUCAGAAACCUCGCAUCACAAUCGUCCCCAAGCCCACCACGGUGACCUCCAAGAGCAAAACCUGCGACAUGACGGGAGGUCUCAACCGGGCCAAGUCUCCAGUCACGAUAACCACCAUCUCCAGGGCCAAGAGUCCAGACAAGUCCAACGGCUGCGGCGGCUCUGACGGCCCCAAGUCGCCCGUGUCCAUCAUCACGGUCAGCACCACGCCUGUGGCCGAAGCGUGCGCCUCACCUGAGCCUCACAACAUCACCGCGACCCGCACCGUCAUCAAAAUGACGCCAGAGAAGCAAUCGGGGCCGGCGCCUUACAGGAAGUACAACGGUAAAAGCAACAUCAUCACAACAGAGGACAACAAGAUCCACAUCCAUCUUGGAUCCCAGUACAAGAGGCCGUCUGAGGGCGGCAGCAGUCCGGUGUUGACGCUCGGGCUCAGCUCAGAGAGCGGCAGGGAGAUGUCCACGGGGACGGUGCUCCGCUCGCCGCGACAAACCUCUCUGGGGAAGACGACGACGACGCAGAGCAAGAUGACAAGCAGCAUAACGAUCACGCCCAUCACCUCGGCGCCCUCCAGGCCGACACAGUCCGUGCCCUGUCCGGAUGUGCAGUCAGCUCGGAGCGCAGCCACACGGAUCCCUGUGUCAAAAGGUAUGAAACCGAGCAGCAAGGCGGUUCUGGGCGUGUCCACGGUGACCCGGUUAGAGUCGCGGGCAGAGAGCCAGUUGAUGAAAAUUGAGCUGAGGAAGUCGACAGUUUGCGGCUCGGUCUCUGCAGCUGGAGGAAAAAGCUGAAACGUGCAGUCUGAACGUCUCUAUGUUUUUAAAAAUCUGCUGCCAAAUAUGAGACGGCCCACAUCAGUACACUGUGUCACAGCGCACUAAGGACUCUGUUUGAUGUGGCCUCUAAGACAGAUUAGCUUUCCAACACUACUUCACUUCCUCCUGAUACACAUGCUGUCAGUAAAGGUUCCUGUUCUUUAGUUCUUCAUGAAGCAUCUCUCUGCAUGUGUUUCCUGCAUUUGGAUGAACUCUCAUUAACUCCAUCUCUCUGUGAUAUCUGGCAGUAGCCGUAGACUCGCUCUCAUCAUGACGUUUUUUCAUAGCAUGUGUUUAUUUCACCGCCGCUUCUGGAGGUUUCCGAUCACUGAUGGAUGCACUGUGAAUUGUUUGUGACAGAAUGAAAUGUCAUCGUUUGAGACAGGCACAAAAAUAAAAUCUAUUUAUCUCUGAA